UCCCGCCAAUUUCAGAUAGAAAAAAAAAAAAGGAAAAAAAAAUCAUGCGGUUUCCGGCGAUCCGAUUCCGGCCGUCAUGCACGGCGGAGAUCGUCGCCGCCAACCGCCGCAUCAACCACCACGCGCGCCUCGGUCAGAUAGAGGUCGCACGCCGGGUGUUCGACGAAAUGCCAGAGCGCAGCAUAGUCUCUUGGAACUCGAUUAUUGCCGCCCACUUCCUCAACCACCAGCCUCACCAUGCUCAACACCUGUUCGAUCGAAUGCCUCAGCGAAAUGCUGCCUCUUGGAAUGCUAUGAUCUCCGGUUAUGUCAAAGUCCGACGCCUUGACACUGCACGCAAGGUCUUUGACUCGAUGCCUGAGCGCAAUGUGGUGUCUUGGACCUCCAUGAUCCAUGGUUACAUUCAAGAUGGAUUGGUCUCUGAGGCUGAGAAACUGUUUUAUCAAGUGCCAGAGAAGAAUGUUGUGUCUUGGACUGUGAUGUUGGGUGGGUUGAUUCAAGAUGGUCGGAUUGAUGAUGCUAGGAAGUUGUUUGAUGAGAUGCCCGAGAAAGAUAUUGUUGCUAGAACGAGUAUGAUUGGUGGAUAUUGUCAGGCUGGUCGAAUGAAAGAAGCACGCGAGAUAUUUGAUCGAAUGCCAAAACGAAAUGUGAUAACUUGGACUAAUAUGAUCUCAGGUUAUGUGCGUAAUUCACAGGUGGAUGUUGCAAGGAAGCUCUUUGAGGUGAUGCCGGAGAGAAAUGAGGUGUCUUGGACAGUGAUGUUAACUGGGUACACGCAUGUCGGGAAGAUCGAUGAGGCUUUUGAGUUUUUCAAGAGAAUGCCGGAGAAGUCAGUUAUCGCAUGCAAUGCGAUGAUCCUUGGGUUGGGGCAGAAUGGAAUGGUGGUUGAAGCGAGGAAGGUGUUUGAUCAGAUGAUGGAAAGAGAUGAUGGCACAUGGAGUGCGAUGAUAAAAGUAUAUGAGAGGAGUGGAUUUGAUUUGGAAGCUCUUGAUACUUUUAGAUUAAUGCAGAAAGCUGGUGUUUUUCCAAAUUAUCCUUCAAUAAUUAGCAUCCUUGCUGUUUGUGCUAGCAUGGCGAUUCUUGAUCAUGGUAGGCAAGUUCAUGAGGUGAUGGUGAGGUAUCAUUAUGAUGCUGAUGUGUUUGCUGUUUCAGCUUUGAUAACAAUGUAUGUGAAAUGCGGGAAUCUUGCAAAGGCUAAGAGAGUUUUCGAUAUGUUUGAUUCAAAGGAUGUUGCAAUGUGGAACUCAAUGAUAACUGGUUAUGCGCAACAUGGCUUGGGAGAGGAAGCUUUAGGUGUUUACUAUGAUAUGAGGGAGGUUGGUAUGGUGCCAGAUGACAUUACAUUUAUUGGGGUUCUUUCUGCUUGUGGCUAUACCGGUAUGGUCAAUGAAGGAAGAGAAAUUUUUGAUUCAAUGAGAUCAGUUUCCUUGGUUGAGCCAAAAGCAGAGCACUAUGCUUGUAUGGUUGAUUUGCUUGGUCGAGCAGGUCAUGUUGAUGAAGCAUUUGAUAUGGUGAAAAAUAUGCCGGUUGAAGCUGAUGCUGUUGUUUGGGGUGCUUUGAUGGGGGCAUGCAGGAUGCACAUGCAUUUGGGCAUAGCAGAGAUUGCCGCUAAAAAGCUUCUUUGCUUGGAGCCAAGAAAUGCUGGUCCUUACAUAUUGCUUUCGAAUAUUUAUGCUUCGAAAGGGAGAUGGCAGGAUGUUGCAGAGCUCCGGAAAGUUAUGAGUGUUCGAAAUGUGAGCAAAUCUCCUGGAUGUAGCUGGGUUGAGGUUGACAAAAAGGUUCAUAUGUUCACCUUGGGAGACUUGCUUGAACAUCCUGAGCAUGUUAUUAUUCUUGGCAUGCUAGAAAAACUAGAUGGGUUGUUAAAAGAGGCAGGUUAUUGUCCAGAUGGGAGCUUUGUUCUCCAUGAUGUUGAUGAGGAGCAGAAGAUGCAUAACUUGCGAUACCAUAGCGAGAGGCAAGCAGUGGCUUUCGGGCUUUUGAAGAUCCCUGAGGGAGUGCCAAUUCGAAUUAUGAAAAAUCUUAGAGUUUGUGGGGACUGUCAUGUGGCAAUAAAGUUGAUUGCAAAGAUCACAGGGAGAGAAAUCAUCUUAAGGGAUGCCAACAGAUUUCAUCAUUUCAGGGAUGGCUCUUGCUCUUGCAAGGAUUAUUGGUGACUCAGGGACCUGCUGUGACAUCUUCCUCUUGAGAUUUUCUAUGGUUGACUGCGAAAUCCAAGCAAUAAGCAACUGGACGUACAGUUCAUUGAACUUUUCCAUCAUCUUCUGACUUAUAAUCAAG
Dioscorea cayenensis subsp. rotundata (Guinea yam) is the source of this 2280-nucleotide messenger RNA. RefSeq names its product pentatricopeptide repeat-containing protein At1g56690, mitochondrial-like. The record is from RefSeq and is a predicted model, not a curated record. Bases 45 to 2156 code for a protein of 703 amino acids. Gene Ontology annotation, molecular function: zinc ion binding; protein binding. Lineage: Eukaryota; Viridiplantae; Streptophyta; Magnoliopsida; Dioscoreales; Dioscoreaceae. The transcript is spliced from 2 exons.